This is a messenger RNA of Giardia duodenalis, 1404 nucleotides long. RefSeq names its product Pseudouridylate synthase 1. Gene Ontology annotation, cellular component: nucleus. The coding region runs from base 1 to 1404 and encodes 467 amino acids. Gene Ontology annotation, molecular function: pseudouridine synthase activity; RNA binding. Lineage: Eukaryota; Fornicata; Diplomonadida; Hexamitidae. The transcript has a single exon. The record is from RefSeq and is a predicted model, not a curated record. Gene Ontology annotation, biological process: tRNA pseudouridine synthesis; mRNA pseudouridine synthesis.
AUGUCAAAUGACGGUAUACCUGGCUUCGGAAAUGGCCUAUCUAUCACAAAAUGUGGCGUAGGCAGUGCAGACGCGUGCGAGGAGCCGGCGCCCAAGCAAUUUCGUCCUAAGCUGGUUCAUAUCGCUGUGGCCCUAGGGUAUGUCGGAACGCGCUACAGUGGCUCCCAAUGGCAGGCACCGUCGGCGACACAUCCAGAUAUUCGCACUGUUGAGGGGGAGAUCUACGCUGCGAUAGAAGCCGCAGGGAUUCUGUACGGACGGGACAUCAAAUCCAUUGGAUGGACUCGGUGCUCACGCACAGACAGGUCUGUUUCAGCUGCAAUGGCGGUGUUUUCGUUCUUUGGUCCUGGGCACCUUGACCUUGUCCAAGCUCUCCAGCCCCAUCUCCCCAAGGAUAUUUCUAUCUUUGGUACCGUCCGGGUUCCACCCAAGUUUAGCGCCAAAAUGGCGUGCACAAGUAGGACCUAUGAGUAUAUGAUGCCCCUUGUGUUCCUCUUACCCAGCUCUCAGGAAGAAGCCUCUGAACCAUGUCAAGACGUGCAGGCAUUCUUUUCGUACUUGGACAGCCCAUACUCUGCCGAGAGCACUGAAACCGUUAGGGAAGCGUGUUCGCGGUUAUAUACUGCACAGCGUCAUGAUAUCCUCGACUUCUUGCGAUUGGAUGACGAGCUGCAGAAGAUACGGACUCAGGUUCGCAUCCGUGCUUCACACGAUUCACCUGCAGUAAUAUUUGACACAAUGCUUCAGCCCUUCUUGCAGCAGCUAGUAACAACUGCUUUUCUAGCCAAAAUACGAGCGUACCACAACUUUACAGAAGACAAUGUGCAGCCGUCUGCCAGCAGCAGAAAGAUCCUGUCUUGCUCAGUGUCUCUCUCCGCCGCCUUUGACUCUCAGACUGACGCCAUAAAGGACAAACCAGCCGCAGAACUGUAUACGAAGGUAACCAUCUGCGGCCAAGCAUUUCUCAUGUACCAGAUCAGAAGAAUGAUGGGAGCUCUUGUGGCUGUUCUUAGGGGAUGGAUUCCCGCAUCCUUCUUAUAUUUUGCUUUCCAAACGCGCACCAAGCACUUGCGUAUAUCGACGGCACCUGGUUCCUAUCUUCUACUCAAGCAACCCAACUAUGAGCACCUUCUAUCGAAGAAGGACUUCACUCAGCAUGGUGUGUUUGUCUCUGAAGACGAAAGAAUCAAGGACUUGGCCGAACGCUUUAAGGUAGAGAACAUUUACCCUGAAAUAGUGCGACUUCACAAGGACAUAAUUGCAGAAGGCCGAGUUCAAGCUAUUCUUGAUGAGAUGGAACACGAGCUUUGUAAGCAUGGAAAUGGCUGGGCACAAUCCAAGACCCUCUUUUGCGAUGACAUCCGAACACAGGCAGACAUUGUCAGUAGGACGAUUACAAUCUAA